AUGGCCAUCACCAAGAUCCACGCGAGAUCAGUCUAUGACUCUCGUGGUAACCCAACUGUGGAAGUUGACGUCGUGACAGAAACUGGCCUUCACCGUGCCAUCGUUCCAUCCGGAGCUUCCACUGGUCAGCAUGAGGCUUGCGAACUCCGCGAUGGUGACAAAACUCGCUGGCUUGGAAAGGGUGUCUUGAAGGCCGUCAAGAACGUCAACGAUGUUAUUGGUCCCGCGAUCAUCAAGGAAAACAUCGACGUCAAGGACCAGUCCAAAGUUGACGAAUUCCUUAACAAGCUCGAUGGCACUGCCAACAAAUCGAACCUAGGAGCCAAUGCGAUCCUCGGCGUCAGCUUAGCAAUUGCAAAGGCCGGUGCAGCUGAAAAGGGUGUCCCACUCUACGCGCACGUCUCCGACCUCGCAGGCACUAAGAAGCCAUAUGUCCUUCCCGUUCCGUUCCAGAAUGUCCUCAAUGGAGGUUCCCAUGCUGGUGGCCGUCUCGCGUUUCAAGAAUUCAUGAUUGUUCCAUCGGAUGCUCCCUCCUUUUCCGAGGCCCUUCGCCAGGGCUCCGAAGUUUAUCACAAACUCAAGGCUCUCGCCAAGUCCAAGUAUGGCCAGUCUGCCGGAAAUGUUGGCGACGAGGGUGGUGUUGCUCCCGAUAUCCAAACCCCCGAGGAGGCUCUCGACUUGAUCACGGAUGCCAUUGAGCAGGCCGGCUACACCGGCAAGAUCAAGAUUGCUCUUGAUGUUGCAUCCAGCGAAUUUUACAAGGCAGACGAGAAGAAAUAUGACCUUGACUUCAAGAAUCCUAACAGCGACAAGAGCAAGUGGCUCACAUACGAGCAGCUCGCCGAUCUUUACAAGAAAUUAGCCAGCAAGUAUCCCAUUGUCAGCAUUGAAGACCCAUUCGCCGAGGACGACUGGGAAGCUUGGAGCUACUUCUUCAAGACCUCCGAUUUCCAAAUUGUUGGAGACGACCUUACUGUUACCAACCCUGUGCGGAUCAAGAAGGCGAUUGAACUUAAGGCAUGCAAUGCUUUGCUGCUCAAGGUGAACCAAAUCGGCACUUUGACCGAAUCUAUCCAGGCUGCCAAGGACUCCUACGCUGAUGGCUGGGGCGUGAUGGUCUCUCACCGAUCAGGUGAAACAGAAGAUGUCACAAUUGCUGAUAUUGUUGUUGGAUUGCGCUCCGGUCAAAUCAAGACUGGCGCGCCCGCGCGAUCUGAGCGUCUUGCCAAGUUGAACCAGAUUCUCCGUAUCGAGGAGGAACUCGGUUCCAACGCUGUUUAUGCUGGCGAGAAGUUCCGCAAUGCAGUCAACAUGUAA
This is a messenger RNA of Uncinocarpus reesii 1704, 1317 nucleotides long. Its product is annotated as phosphopyruvate hydratase. The coding region runs from base 1 to 1317 and encodes 438 amino acids. The transcript has 5 exons. Gene Ontology annotation, molecular function: phosphopyruvate hydratase activity; magnesium ion binding. Gene Ontology annotation, cellular component: phosphopyruvate hydratase complex. Gene Ontology annotation, biological process: glycolytic process. The record is from RefSeq and is a predicted model, not a curated record. NCBI's taxonomy places the organism in Eukaryota, Fungi, Ascomycota, Eurotiomycetes, Onygenales, Onygenaceae.